UCCCUUGUGGCCUUUCCUGGUAGCUGCAGCCCUCUGCGGUGGCCAAAUAAAUACGGGGGUUUGCCAAAGACUGCAACAUGCCUAACCCGAAUUCCGUAAUAAUAGCUCUGUAUGUCUUGCUUAUGUGUAGCUGUCUUCUUAAUCGGUCAUACGCCUCGGCAUCGGGCCCCAGCGCAGUCGUCACGCAAGAAAAUCAGGACAGGGUCUCAAGCGACCUCGCCCUAUACAUAAACCUUCUUUCUGAACUGCUGCACUCUACCGCCAAGCACGGAAUUGGCUUAUGGGCGCAAGUCCGGCCUGUGCUACAGCCCGCUGGCAUAAGCGUUGCUUUGGGCUACGUCUGCGGAGUGUUUAUCAAGAAAACCGUCCGGAUUUUGAUGCUCCUGUCAGCCGUUCUUCUCACAGGCGUUCAGCUGCUGUCGUACGUGCAGUGGGUGACAGUGCACUGGGACCGCAUCCAUGCAGACCUCUGGAAGCUGCUCGCGGGAAACAGCAGCCAGGAGCAGGGCGACGGCGUGGAUUCCUCCAGGCUGCUGCUCGUGGCGCUAGAGCGGCUGACUGACCUCUCAGCGCAGGGCCUGCCCGCUACGGCGGGCUUCACUGCCGGCGUGGCGCUGGCCUUCAUGCCGAGCAUCUAGUAGUAGCGGUAGAUAUAUCGGCAUGUAGUAGCGGUAGUGGCGGUAGGUAUAUCGGCAUCUAGUGGAGGCAUUUAGGCAUGGCGGCUUGGUGUGGUUUCGUGACGCUGUGGUGCAGUUUAUGAGGGCGAGCGUUGGCAUCAGCGGCUGCCAUACAACUGUGGGGUUGAAGAGUCUAAGGAAGGCCGGUUCAACAUGCUGGUGUGUGUCGGAGGUGAUUCGUACACAGGAAUGUGGCGGCGCAUGGCGCUAGGCGGGUUCUUCGCUUGGGAGACCCAUCCACGUGCUGGCUCCCGCAUGUGGACUGCAUUCGCAGUUUCAAUCGGUUAAUGAGGAAUAUGCGGUUGAGGAUCUGUCGAAAUGUUUUUUGGCAGUAACGCAUUUCGGCGUGCACUUCGACGAUGCGUUUCACCGUGUGCAUGGGACACCGUCGCCUGGGACGCCGUUGCGUGCAUGCGUGGUAUAGUACGUUCCAUUGUGCGAUCAUGCAAAUUAAGCGGAUCGAGUGGCAUAGGUUGUACAGGUUGCGUGCGCAUUGUGCGCAGCGGAGUGGCGUGCUGCAGCGGUUUAGGCCGCAGGUGACGCCUUGUAUAGUGUGGGGCUUCGCAUGAGGGUGGUAUGCGCCUGCAAAGGCCAUUUAUAAAGGGAAUGCGAAGGUUACAAGGGGGACAGAGAGCUGUCCAUACAG
Messenger RNA from Astrephomene gubernaculifera, 1323 nucleotides. NCBI's taxonomy places the organism in Eukaryota, Viridiplantae, Chlorophyta, Chlorophyceae, Chlamydomonadales, Astrephomenaceae. The record is from the annotation of a GenBank genome assembly.